CAGAGCACCCAUACGCGACCCCCCCCCCCCCCCACACACACACACGCACACGCAUACACAUUCACACACACACAUAGCCGUCAUCAUGUUCAAGCGGUUUUCCACGCGGCGGAAGACAAAGGCAAAGAAAGGCGAGGAGGCCGCCGCCAAGGAAGACUCCGUGUAUGGCAUGACCACAGGCUCAAGCAGCACGCUCCCACCAAACCUGAGUGGCGGCGAGAUGCAGGCCAUGCUCCGCCAACAGAGCAAGCGCGAAAAGAAAAAGGACAAGAAGAAGGACAAGGCCGCAAAGGCCCACACAGACGGCAGCGCCAGCAGUGCCAGCAGCGCCAGCACGGGCCAGGGAGCCGCGUCGGCCAGCACAGCCAGCAACGGCACAAGCACAGAGGGUCCCCUCGAGGGCACCUCGCUGUUCAAGGUCAAGUACAUGGGCGCGGUGCAGGUGACGGGCAGUGCCGGCGACCACGUCGUUGCUGCAGCCGUCAUCAAGGUGCGGGAUGAGAAGCGCGAGCCCAUCAAAGCCUUCAUCAUCCUGCGUCAGGACUCGUUGGUGGUGGCCACGCGCAAGACUGGGGAGGUGCUGCAGAACCUCGACCUGGCGUGCAUCAGCUACACCAGCGUCAACCCAGCCGACCCAAAGCAGUUUGCCUUCAUCAGCCAAGCGCGCAGCGGGCGCCUCUACUGCCACGUUUUUCAGAACAAGGACAAAGGCAGCGACGCGCCCCACGCCAUCAAGGCCGCCAUUGCAGAGUACACCCAGACCGUGUCCCAGCUGCUGACGCUUCGGCGCGGUGCUGGCCCUGUGCUCGGCAACUCCGCGCCAUCAUCAUCGUCGGCAGCGUCCUCGGGGUUUGCACACAGCACAUCCAUGCGCGUGUCAUCUGGGGGGCCAUCACGCCCACCGCCAUCAAUGUCGCAAUCGUUCCGCGCACCGCCGCCACAGCAACGACAGCAGCAGCAGCAGCAGCAGCGACAACCACAACCACCACCACCACAGCAGCAGCAACAGGGUGGCGGAGGCGACGGCGUAUCACGCGGGCGGUCGUCGAGUAUGAGUGGCAUGAGCAUGCGUGCGCGGUCGCGAUCACGGUCCGGGUCGUUGUCGGCGCGCGUGCCGGCAGAGACGCUGCCGCCCGAGGGGAAGACGUUUGUGGCGGUGUAUCUUGGGUACGAGAUGGUGGCGCACCUGGCCGGGAAGAUGGUGUGCAUGACGGCGGUGAAGCGAAAUAGCGACCGGUGGGCAACCAUCAAGCAGCAGCGGCAGCACGCGGACGGCAAGAGCGUGUCCCUGCAGGUCACCAACUAUGCGAUCCGUACCAUCGACAAGCGCAGCGAGGAGCCCGUGUUUGCAGACUUUAUCAAGCACGUGUCGUUCACGUGUGUUGCGCGCAAGACGCAGGCGUAUGAGUUGUUCACGUACAUUUCGCACGACGAGCGGCUCAAACGCACCAUCUGCCAUAUCUACCGUGUCACCCCGAACAUGGGCGACUCAAUCUGCUCAGCCAUCUCACAGGCGUUCAGCUAUCUCGCUGCUGUUGAGAAGGAGCGUGGCAGCAAUCCGUUUGCCGUGGCCGACCCGCGCCGCGAGCCCGUCAAGGGCCCCCUCUUCCACCACCAGAUCCACCGCGCCCAUCUCACCGCCAUCAAGCACAUUGGCGGCGGGCAGUUUGGCGACGUGUUCCUGGCGCAGCAGCAGGUGAAGGACGGCACGGGCGACAACGGAGGCAGCACCCUACUCAGGGCCGUCAAGAUGCUCAAGAACGCAGCAAACGAGGCAGACAAGGAGGAGUUCCUGCACGAGUCGCGGACGAUGCUCGAGGUUCAAGGCGGCGAGCACCUGGUGCAGUUCAUUGGCGUGGCGCUGCAGCAGAAGCCGUGGCUGUGCGUGCUUGAGUUUAUGAAGUACGGCGACCUCAAGACGGUCCUCCUCACCUGCAAGGAGAAGCACCUCGACCUCACCCUCUUUGAAAUCCUGCGGUGGUGCUUCCAGCUUGCUGACGGGAUGGCGUUUAUGGCGUCGAAGCGGCUGGUGCACAUGGAUCUUGCCGCGCGAAACUGCAUGCUCACACACAACAACCUCGUCAAAGUCGGCGACUUUGGCCUCACGCAGCGUCUUGAUGAAGGGGAGGACCACUUUGUGCUGCGCAAACGGCUCAAACUUCCGCUGAAAUGGAUUGCAAUUGAGGGCCUGGAGCAGAAAAUCUUCUCAGAGUUCUCGGACUGCUGGUCCUUUGGCGUCCUCAUGUGGGAAAUCUUCAGCUACGGCGAGAUUCCAUAUCCGGAGGUGGAGGUGAAGGAGAUCUUCAUGCGCGUGCGCGAGGGCCUUCGUCUCACACAGCCGCCAAACUGCCCCGACCGCAUGUACUCGAUCAUGGCCAAGUGCUGGAAGCGUGACCGCCGCACCCGCUGGACGUUUGCUGCUCUGCGCCGCAUGCUCGAGAGCGAACUCCGAUAUGUCAAGGACUCCACAAACAGAGACAUUGGCGCCACCGUCCACGACCUCAAGGGCGAGACCAUUGAUGACAACGUCGAUCCAAACGCCAACCCCGACACCACGCUGGUUCGCACGCGUUCCCAGAGCAUGCACGCUGCCCGCCCCGCCGCAAGGCCCCCACCGUACGCCUCUUUGCCACUGCACCAGUUUGUUUUGUGCGUCUCGGAGACGUCGACGGACACGGUGCCGCUCGGGCGACCUGCUGCUGAGUCGUCAACAGAUGGCCCUCCGCCGCCGCGGCCUCCGAAGAAGGCGUCACUGCAGCGUGCAGGCAGUAUGCCACCACGCAGGCCAAGCGCAGGCAGCGACGUGCAACAGCAGCAACAACAACAGCCACCACCGCCACUGCCACACCUGCACCCGAAGCCGCCGUCGUUACAGCCGAAACCGCCAUCGCUGCAACAGCAGCAGCAGCAGCAGCAGCAACAGACGGGGCAGGACGAGCCACCACCACCGCCUAUUCCGUCCAAGCCAAAGCCUGGGCACCUCCUGCCACCAUCUUCGUCAUCACCAACGCCAUCAUCAUCGUCAGCGACAGCCCCUCCGCCCGUACGACCCCCGAUCACAUCAGCGCCGUCCAGCUCACCUGCCCCUCUCCGGCCCCCAACAAUGCCAACUGCAUCAUCAUCAUCGUCACUGCCGCCACCAGCAGAUGUACCACCACCGCGUCCGUCAAAACCGAAACCAAAGACGUCUCUCGCACACAGACUCCAGUCAGCACAGGACGGGUCGGCGGAGAAUCGGGCUGCUGUUCUCGCCCGUCGCCGUGAGCAGGAGAGGCAGCUGCAGCAGAGGGCUGACAGGCUCCACGUCUCAAAGCAGGCACAAUCGAAGCUCGGCGUAAAGCAGGGCAUGGCUGGGAUGCUGCAGUCGCAGGAGGAGAAGAGGAGCAAGAUCUACCAGGCCCUCAACCCAAAGCCGCUCUGGUUCCAAACCGCAAGGGAGAGGGAGGAGCUUGAGGAAGAGAAGGUGGAUCUUGGGCUGGUUGUGUGCGAUGACGAUUUGAAACCACAGCGUGGCGGCGGUGUUGGUCCCGGUCUGCAACCGCCACCGGGCGAAGGGUUUGGGUUUGGGGAUGAGAACGAUGACGAUGAUGAUGAUGACGACGAGGACGACGAGGAAGAGGAUGACGACUUUGAUGAGAGCAACUUGCCCGGGUUUGAUGAGAUUGCGGAUUUGCUGAAGGAGCGACGGGCUGCGCGCGCGAAAGCGGAGGAGGAGCGACGCAAGCAGCUGCAGCUCAUGCAUCAGCAGCAGAGGCAGCAGGAGGAACAACGCCUCCAACAAGAGCUCCAGGUUAUUCGGGAACGGGAGGCGCGCGAAGAAGCAGCCAGGGUUGCUGCUGAGGAGCGUGAGCUUGUGGAGGCGCGGAAGCGCGCGGAGCAGGAGCUCACCUUCGACUUUACCUUCAACUGACGCCACUUCUUGUGUCAUUCGUGUGCCACUUCUUGUGUCAUUCGUGUUUGUUGUUUGUGCGUUGAGAUUCGUGCUUUGACGAAACUCUGAGGAUGAUGAUGCGCUAUUGUUGUGUGAUGUUUGCAGUGCACUAAGUGUGCGGUGAUCGCUCGCGUGUUUGAUCAUUACCCCUAGCAUGUGCUUCCCUCUUCUUUGUCUUCCUCCUUCCUGUGACGUUGAUUCUCGAUAACUGUCUCUUCUCUGAUGUUGGUUUGAAUGUAGGCCUCCCCCCCCCCCAAAUAGUCGGCAGGG
Molecule: messenger RNA, 4201 nt
Organism: Salpingoeca rosetta
Lineage: Eukaryota; Choanoflagellata; Craspedida; Salpingoecidae
Product: TK/HMTK protein kinase
Exons: 17
Coding region: 86-3910 (1274 amino acids)
Biological process (GO): protein phosphorylation; positive regulation of kinase activity; cell surface receptor protein tyrosine kinase signaling pathway
Cellular component (GO): signaling receptor complex
Molecular function (GO): ATP binding; transmembrane receptor protein tyrosine kinase activity
Source: RefSeq, a predicted model, not a curated record